Populus trichocarpa (black cottonwood) is the source of this 2555-nucleotide messenger RNA. RefSeq names its product serine/threonine protein phosphatase 2A 57 kDa regulatory subunit B' theta isoform-like. The record is from RefSeq and is a predicted model, not a curated record. NCBI's taxonomy places the organism in Eukaryota, Viridiplantae, Streptophyta, Magnoliopsida, Malpighiales, Salicaceae. Gene Ontology annotation, molecular function: protein phosphatase regulator activity. Gene Ontology annotation, cellular component: protein phosphatase type 2A complex. Gene Ontology annotation, biological process: signal transduction.
UUAAUGUUUUUUGAUUUUAAGGUUGAAAAUGCUGGGAAAGAAACUUUGCAAAAAAGCAAAAUAAGAAACAAUAACAGUAAAAUUGAGCUAACAAAACACAACAACAGUUAGCACUUAGCAGCAGCAGCAGCAGCAAAAACAACCACCAGCGAUUGCUGCUUCUUUUCUGCUUUGAUUGAUUCCCAUCUAUCUCUCUCCCUCCCUCUUUUACAUGGAUACAUACACGAAGAGAACACAAGAAAGACCAAAUUGUGUGUAACUUUAUCUUGGCGAAGAUUGGACACUUAAGGAUGGAUUAUCUCAUUCAUAGAUCACUUGUUCUGUCCUGAGAUUACUCUGCCGCCUUUCUGUCCGCUCCAUCUCAUCGAAUUCUGCCUGUUGUCUUUCACUAUUGCUGCUUCUGCUUUGGAGGACCUGUCGACUAGCAUUGGGUUCAAAAAGUCCUGCAAAAGGAGGCCGUGUUGCCUUAUAAGUUAUGAUUAAACAGAUACUCAAUAGGCUCCCAAAGAAGUCGUCUAAGUCAGCCGAUAGUCGUGAUGGAAGUGGAACAUCUACCUCCUCAUCAAAUGCUUCUACAAGCUCAAGAAACAGUGAUCUAGUCAGUAACCGAUAUGGAAGCUUGAGUGCUGCAUCUCUGCCAGAUUUUAAUUCAGGUCCAAAUUUAGGAUCAGGUUAUGGCAAUAAGCUUUCACAAGCUGUGAAUUCAAAGCUGAAUGGGAACCAACCCAUUCCUUAUGAGGCCUUGCCUAGUUUCAGAGAUGUUCCCAAUUCUGAGAAGCCGAACUUGUUUAUCAGAAAGCUAAACUUAUGUUGCAUUGUGUUCGACUUCAAUAACCCUACAAAGAACCUUAAAGAAAAAGAUAUCAAGCGACAAACUUUGACAGAGCUUGUGGAUUAUGUUUCUUCAGCCAAUGGGAGGUUCUCAGAAACUGUAAUGCAAGAGAUUGUUAAGAUGUUGUCUGUAAAUUUGUUUAGAACACUCACUUCUCCUCCUCGUGAGAAUAAAGUUUUAGAAGCUUUUGAUUUGGAGGAAGACGAACCUUUGAUGGACCCUGCAUGGCCUCAUUUACAAGUUGUUUAUGAAUUUCUUUUGAGGUUUGUGGCGUCGACUGAAACUGAUGCAAAGUUAGCGAAGAGGUACGUUGAUCACUCAUUUGUUCUCAGGUUGUUAGAUCUUUUUGAUUCAGAGGAUCCCAGAGAGAGGGAGUAUCUGAAAACAGUUUUGCAUCGUAUAUAUGGGAAAUUCAUGGUGCAUCGGCCAUUCAUCAGGAAAGCAAUUAAUAACAUCUUCUAUCGCUUUAUUUUUGAAACUGAGAAGCAUAAUGGGAUUGCAGAGCUAUUAGAGAUUCUGGGAAGUAUAAUCAAUGGGUUUGCUCUGCCUCUGAAAGAAGAGCACAAGCUUUUCCUUGUUCGAGCUCUCAUUCCACUUCACAAACCAAAAUGCUUGCCAAUGUAUCACCAGCAAUUAUCAUACUGCAUUACUCAAUUUGUGGAGAAAGACUGCAAGCUUGCUGAUACUGUUAUACGGGGGAUGCUGAAGUAUUGGCCAAUCACAAAUAGUUCGAAAGAGGUUAUGUUCUUAAAUGAGUUGGAGGAAGUUUUAGAAGCAACACAACCAGCAGAUUUCCAGCGCUGUAUGGUGCCCUUGUUCUGCCAUAUUCGCUGUUGCUUGUGUAGUUUGCAUUUUCAGGUGGCAGAGAGGGCUCUGUUCUUGUGGAACAAUGAUCACAUUGAGAACCUAAUCAAACAGAAUCGCAGAGUCAUACUGCCAAUCAUCUUCCCGGCAUUGGAGAGAAAUGCAAGACAGCACUGGAAUCAAGCAGUACAAAGCUUGACACUGAAUGUUCGCAAGAUCUUUUCUGAUAUCGACCCAGAACUCUUUGAGGAGUGUUUACUCAAGUUUCAGAAAGAGGAAUCACGAGAGAAUGAGAUUAAGUCGAAACGUGAAGCUACAUGGAAACGCUUGGAGGAGAUUGCUGCAAUGAAAGCUGCAAGUAAUGAGCCAGUGCUCAUCCCCAAAAUCACGAGGCGGACACCAUCUGGGUAGAGAGUUGGACUCAUGCUAGUGAUUUUGAAACUUCAACUUGGGAAUUGGCAUGCAAACCAUUAACCAUAGCUGGAGAUGUUGUUUUAAGAAAGUGGGAUAUAUAGCUGGUUAUAGAUUCCCUUGCUCACUGGCUUCUUUAAAGUUUCUGGUCUGCUAAGAUGAUUAAGACACAAGUUCAAGGUGCCGUGGUUGCAUGCAAAAUACCUGCAUUUUGUUUAUACUUGUGAAUUGCGUCUAAGAGGUUGGGUGGACAAGACAAAUGUGUGGUGCAGAGCAAUCUGAAGGGCACUUUCUGUGAGCAAAGUUGGCCAGUUUGAUGGUCGACUACGUUUUCAAAUGGGUUAUGAAAAAGGCUCGAACUCCAACUCUAUGUACAUGUAAAAUUAUUAAUUUUGGUUUUAAUGGUGAGUGUGCUAUCAUCAAACCCUUCUUCCCCCUCCCCCCCUUCUUUUCUUAUUUUAAAUUGUAACCAAAACGUUGAUUUCAUAAAAAGGGCUGAAGUUGAAGA